Xylona heveae TC161 is the source of this 3285-nucleotide messenger RNA. RefSeq names its product LuxS/MPP-like metallohydrolase. The coding region runs from base 1 to 3285 and encodes 1094 amino acids. Gene Ontology annotation, biological process: peptide catabolic process. The record is from RefSeq and is a predicted model, not a curated record. Gene Ontology annotation, cellular component: cytosol; mitochondrion. The transcript has 3 exons. Gene Ontology annotation, molecular function: metal ion binding; metalloendopeptidase activity. Lineage: Eukaryota; Fungi; Ascomycota; Xylonomycetes; Xylonales; Xylonaceae.
AUGUCGACCGCUCAGCUUUUGACCGACUCGCUGGAGAAGCCGGCCCUUGACGAUCGCUCUUACCGUGUCAUUGAGCUCCCGAACAAGCUAGAGGCUAUGCUUGUACAUGAUCCAGAGACUGACAAAGCAAGCGCCGCCAUGGAUGUCAAUGUUGGUGCUUUCAGCGAUGCGGACGAUAUGCCGGGAAUGGCUCAUGCAGUGGAGCAUUUGCUUUUCAUGGGUACAGAGAAGUACCCCCAAGAGAAUGCCUACAACCAGUACCUCGCUGCUCAUUCAGGAUACUCGAACGCUUUCACGGCCGCUACGUCAACAAACUAUUUCUUCGAAGUCGCGGCGGCUUCCCACGCGCCCGAUGGAGAGCACAGCACAAACACCCGGGAAACUUCCCCGCUAUAUGGCGCACUGGACCGCUUUGCUCAGUUUUUCAUCGCGCCCCUCUUUCUUGAAGAGACACUGGACCGGGAGCUUCGAGCAGUGGAUUCAGAAAACAAGAAGAACCUUCAGAGUGAUCCCUGGCGUUUGCAUCAGCUCAGCAAGUCGCUCUCGAACCCCGAGCAUCCUUACUGUCACUUUUCAACCGGCAACCUACAGACUUUGCGGGACGAACCGCGCAAGCGUGGCAUCGAUGUCCGGAAAGAAUUCAUGAAAUUUCAUGAAAGGGAAUAUUCCGCCAAUAGGAUGAGAUUAGUGGUGCUUGGCCGCGACUCGCUCGACGAUCUGGAAGACUGGGUGGUAGAAUUGUUUUCUGGCGUUCGAAAUAAGGAUCUGCCUCAAAAUCGAUGGGAUCAUGUGCAGCCGUUGACAAAAGAUCAACUACUCACUCAAAUUUCCGCAAAACCGGUCAUGGAGAUGCGAUCCUUGGACAUUGUCUUCCCUUAUAUGGAUGACGACGACUUCUUCAUGUCGCAACCAAGUCGAUAUAUCAGCCACUUGAUUGGCCACGAGGGACCAGGAAGUAUUUUGGCGUACAUCAAAGCAAAGGGCUGGGCCAAUGGCUUAGCCUCUGGCCCAAUGCCCCUGAGUCCCGGCUCUGCGUUCUUUACAGUGUCAAUCCGUCUCACCGAGAAUGGACUAGACAACUACUUGGAAGUAGUCAAAGUCGUCUUCCAAUACAUUGCGAUGAUUCGAAAGACCCCACCGCAGGAGUGGAUCGUCGAGGAGAUCCAAAAGAUGAACAUUGUCGAUUUUCGAUUCAAGCAAAAGACUCCAGCAAGCAGCUUCACUAGCAAGUUGUCGCAGGUCAUGCAGAAACGCAUCCCCCGCGAGUGGCUGCUGAGUGGUUCGCGCCUGAUUCGAGAGUAUGACCCUAAUGCCAUAAGCAAAGGUCUUUCAUUUUUGCGUCCGGACAACUUUAGGAUGAGUAUCAUCAGUCAGACCUUUCCUGGAAACUGGGACCAACGGGAAAAGUGGUAUGGCACCGAGUAUAGAAGCGACAAUGUUUCACAGGAGUUCCUCGAUGAAUUAGCACGGAUCGAGCCUAGCCUAGAGAAGACCUUGCCCACGGAAUUGCAUCUGCCACACAGAAACGAGUUCAUACCGACCAAGCUUGAGGUUGAGAAAUGGGAGGUGUCUGAGCCCAGCAAGGCACCGAAGCUGCUCAGACACGAUGACAAGGUCAGAAUAUGGUGGAAGAAGGAUGACCAAUUUUGGGUCCCCAAGGCCAAUGUGUUCAUCACUUUACGCACUCCAUUGGCUUACACGACUCCUGAAUGUGCCGUCAAGACCAAGCUUUUUUGUGAAUUAGUCAGAGAUUCUCUUGCUGAGUAUUCAUACGACGCCGAAAUCGCUGGCCUCGAGUACAGCCUCAGCAGCAAUUCCAUCGGCAUCGAUAUCGAAGUUAGCGGAUACAACGACAAGAUCCCUGUUCUGCUGGAAAAGGUUCUCACAUCAAUGAGAGACUUGGAGGUCAAGCCGGAUAGAUUUCACAUCAUUCAAGAGAGACUUUUGCGAGGCUUCCGAAACGUUGAGUAUCAUCAGCCUUUCCAGCGUGUAGGGGAAUUCAGUCGUUGGCUCAACAGUGAGAAGAGCUGGAUUAACGAGCAAUAUCUGGCCGAGCUUCCUCACCUGACCCCAGAGGAUAUUCGAACAUUCUUCCCCAAUCUGCUGCGACAAGUUCAUGUCGAAGCACUUGUGCAUGGAAAUCUCUACAGAGAUGAUGCGUUGAAGCUGACUGAUCUUGUCGAAGCUACAUUAAAGCCUCGACCGUUGCCCCAGUCUCAGUGGCACGUUCGGCGAUCGCUUCUGCUUCCGCAGGGAUGCAACUAUAUCUACCCAAGAGCUCUUAAAGACCCCGCCAACAUCAACAACUGCAUUGAAUACCUUCUCUUCAUCGGUGAAAAUCCCGACAGAGCCCUUCGAGCUAAGCUACUUUUGCUGGCACAACUGGCCGAGGAGCCAGCUUUUGAUCAGCUUCGAACAAAGGAGCAGUUAGGAUAUGUCGUCUUCUCAGGUCUCCGAUUAGCGGCAACUACGAUGAGCUACCGCAUCCUCAUCCAGAGUGAGCGGACACCGGAAUACCUCGAACAGCGCAUCAACUCUUUCCUCAUCCAACUCGGCAAAGAGCUAGAGGAGAAGUCUGUGGAGGACUUUGAAAAGCUCAAGCGUAGCUUGAUCAACAAGCGUCUCGAGAAGGUGAAGAAUCUUAAUCAGGAAAGCGACCGCUUCUGGAACCAUAUUGGCAACGAAUAUUACGAUUUCGAGCAGGUCGAUUAUGACGUGGCCCAUUUGAAGCCAGUCACCAAGGACGAGGUUCUUUCCUUUUUCCACCACUAUAUUCACCCAUCAUCUCCCACUCGCGCAAAGCUUUCUGUCCACUUGCUUGCCCAAACUUCACCUCAUGCAAUUGCGGAGAAGACGUCUCCAGCGGAGCAACUUGAACAGCUUCUCGAGCUCUUGCAGAAAAGCCUUCCUUCUCUUGGUGUCGAGGUGCAGGCCGACAAACUCCGACGUAGAUUUGACGGCGUCAAACUUGCCAAUGGCCAAGAUGGCAUCGUAUCUGCUAUCAAAAAUUAUCUUUCUGAAGACUUACAAAUGCAGGCUGAGCCUAUCGAAGAGAUCCUUGCUCAGGGAAAGCAGUUGCUCGCUAUGGCACUACCUAGUCUGGGAAUUGAAGUCUCCCAUGAUGAGCAGCUUCCGGAGAGUAAAACUGACCCCGCAACUGACACGGUAAAGAACGCGGUCAUUAUAGACAAUGUCUAUGAAUUUAAGGCUCGAUUGGCGGUAUCUCAUGGUGCAGCAGCCGUCAAGCCUCUGGGCGAAUUCGAGGAGAACGACCCCAAGCUCUGA